AUGCUAAUGAGAUCUCCAAAUUUAGUCAAGAUGGUUGGUGCCAAUUUUCUUUGUGUAGUCUUGCUAGUGGAGAUUAUAGUAGUGAUGAGUGGUCAUAGCUUUGGAGCAAAUGGUCUGAGCAUGAACUAUUACCUCACGAGUUGCCCAUUCGCUGAACAAAUUGUGAGAAACACAGUUUUCAGAGCUUUGCAGGCUGACCCUACCCUUGCAGCUGGCCUUGUUAGAAUGCAUUUCCAUGAUUGCUUCGUUGAGGGAUGUGAUGGGUCGGUUUUGAUUGACUCAACGAAUGAUAACACAGCAGAGAAGGACUCCCUUGCAAAUUUGAGCUUAAGAGGAUAUGAAGUUAUCGAUGCAGCAAAAGAGGAGCUUGAAAGAAUGUGCCCCGGCGUAGUCUCAUGUGCUGAUAUUGUUGCAAUGGCUGCCAGAGAUUCAGUAUUCUUGGCUGGGGGUCCACUAUAUGGCAUACAAAAGGGAAGGAAGGAUGGAAGGAGGUCUAAAGUAGAAGACACAUUCAACCUUCCCCCUCCCACCCUCAAUGCCUCUCAGCUCAUUACCAAGUUUAGGCAGCAUGGUUUUAGUGCAGAGGAAAUGGUGGCUCUUUCUGGGGCACAUACGCUAGGAGUGGCAAGGUGCCGAUCCUUCAAAAACCGAUUGAGCGGCGUGGAUCCGACUUUAGAUAAAGACUUUGCGAAGACAUUGUCGGAAACAUGCAGCUCCGGUGACGAUGCGGAGCUAGCCUUUGACGCGACAAGGAACAGCUUCGACAAUCUUUACUUCAAUGCGUUGCAAAGGAAAGCCGGAGUGCUUACUUCCGAUCAAACGUUGUACGCCGACACAAGAACCAGAGGCUUUGUCAAUGGCUUUGCGCUUAACCAAGCCACCUUCUUCCGUCGUUUCCAAUGGGCGAUGGUCAAAAUGGGAACACUUGAUGUUAAACAAGGUUCAAGAGGCGAAGUACGAAGAAAUUGCCAUAAAUUUAACUGA
This is a messenger RNA of Corylus avellana, 984 nucleotides long. RefSeq names its product peroxidase 47-like. The record is from RefSeq and is a predicted model, not a curated record. Lineage: Eukaryota; Viridiplantae; Streptophyta; Magnoliopsida; Fagales; Betulaceae. Gene Ontology annotation, molecular function: heme binding; peroxidase activity. Gene Ontology annotation, biological process: response to oxidative stress; hydrogen peroxide catabolic process.